AUAUAUUAUAUAAAACCCCCCCUGAAAAUAGAAAACUUUAGAUCCCUGAAACGAUGACGAAGAUGAUGGACUUCUUCUAAAGACUAGAGAGAGAGAGAGAUAGAAACAGAGAGCUCAUUGAUGAACGAAUUGGCUUGCAGAGCAGAAAUUCUCUGACUUCCGCAUUGUAUCCUCUGCUGCGGCGCACACACGAGAAUAUUUCCCAAUUGCUGGCAGCUGGCAGCUGGCGUCUGCUUUGUCCGGCGAAUCAAAGUUCCGGUCUUGAUUGCGAUUGGCUUGAUGAUGAUCAUGGCGUGGUGAGCUCUGUUUGGAAGGAAGGAAAAUAUAGAAAGGAGAAUUUUGGGUUUUUUCACGAGAAAGUGACGGAAACGGAAAGUGGUGGUGAGGGACAGUUGUUUCUGAAGUGGGAAAGAGAAAGCUGCUGUUUUGUAUACUACCAGAUUGAAAAGGUCCAUGCUUGAAAGUAUCGCUUGCUGUAGCUUGGAAGCUUUCUCCUACAUUUCUCAAUCUAUGUAAACCAUGAAACUUGAGAGAGAACCAGUGUUCGGCCACUUAGCUAUAAGCCACAAGCCUGAUUCUAAUCCUUUUGGUCAAAAUGAAGUUACUCUGGACUCUGCUGCAUUACAGUCAGCAAAGUGGAUCAUGAAGGAAAGUCAGAAAAGGGUUUCAUGUGGUUCGAAGGACAAUGAAGAAGAUGCUGGUCAAGUGCCAUAUGUGAAAAAUGAUGAAAAUGGCUUGCCUACAUCGAGGUUUGAUUGUUCAAAGAGUGUGGAUGAUUUGGAAAAUGGUAAUGAAGAUGAGGUCAAAGAUUUUGUGCCGCCAUAUACUCUUUCUUCUGAAAAAUUAGAAGCAUUAGAGAAGGAAUCAGAUUAUUAUAUGGACAAAAGUGUUAUGGAAUGUGAACUGCCAGAACUGAUAGUUUGCUACAAAGAGAGUAGUUGCAAUACAAUCAAGGACAUCUGCAUUGAUGAGGGAGUGCCUUCCCAAGACAAGAACCGAUUUGAGACUGGUGUGGAUGAGAAGGAAUGCUGCACCUUUUUAUCUCCUGAUGAGGAUCAGAAUAAGCAACUGCUUGAAGAACAAAUGGAUAUCGUUAUGACCCUUCCAGACAGUUUUAAAUCUUCUGCACACGAUGAUUUAGAGAAGGGUUUUGUCAUUCCUUGCGAUUCCAAGGAUCUGACGCAGAUAGGCGAUGCUAUAUAUUAUACACAAGAGAAGACUGAAAUUGAAGUUUCCAAAGAGAUUUUUAUCCCUGCAAAUGUGUUGCCAAUGCAAGAGUUGGGUGCAGGGAACGCCCACUCCUCCAAGUCUUCUAAUGAGGACAGCACUGAAGCUGUACAAGACACUGUUCAGAGUUCAGGUGAAAAAGUAAGUGAAAUAGCACAAACUGGGAGCACUGCUGUGGUUUCAGCAACUGAAGAGUCUACUCACAGUGAGAAGAAGGCAUUGGUUUCAGCAGCUGAAGAAUCAAACUUCCAUGUCGAUGAGUUAUCUAACAAUAGCAAGGUGGAGAAUGGAAGCACUACUUCUGGCUUGUUGGACACUUCAGUACAUGUAUCCACUACCAGAGAUGCAUGCCCUGAAAAUGGUGUCCACAAACAUUUUGAAACUCAAACGAUGCCUGCAGGUGACAAUGGAGAUGACAACGACAACAACAUGCCUGAUGCAGAGAUUGUUCCGAUCCAAGUUCAACCUUGUUCAGCACCUGUGGUUACUGGCAGAGAGGAGUGUCCUGAGAAUGGAGUCUGUCAACCUCUCGAUACUUCAAGUACGUCCAAAGUUGAUGAUGAAAUUCCUCAUUCAGUGAUUGUUUCAAGCCAAGUUCAACAUUAUUUAGCACCUGUGACAAUUUCCAGAGAAGAACGUCCUGAAAAUGGUGUCUGGCAAUGCCCUGAAACAUCAAACGCAUUCAUGGUUGGAGAUGUGAAUUCUGAUACACAAUAUGCUUCAUUCCAUGUUCAACGUGGUUUCGGAGAAUCAAGUUUCUCUGCAGCAGGUCAUUUUUCGAGUCUUAUGAAUACAUCAGGUCCUUAUUCCGGCAAUGUCUCCCUUCGAUCAGAGAGCAGCACCACCAGCACCCGCUCAUUUGCCUUCCCUGUAUUACAAUCUGAAUGGAGUAGCAGUCCAGUUAGAAUGGCAAAAGCUGACCGGAGGCAUUUGCGUAAACAUAGGGGUUGGAGGCAUAGUCUUCUUUGCUGUAGAUUCUGAAUAUGCUUCUAUUCUAACCAUAGUUUUAAGUUAAGUCAGAGUACAUGCUUCAUCAAAAAAAUUUAUCAAAUCUUAUUUUAUCAUCAAUACAUACAUCACAUUUUCUCCGUCUUGGUAUGUAAUUUGCAGUAGGUUUUUAGGUGGUGGUGCUUUUUGUUACGCGUGCACUUUAAGGUGAAAGCAA
Prunus avium (sweet cherry) is the source of this 2392-nucleotide messenger RNA. Its product is annotated as 18S pre-ribosomal assembly protein gar2-like protein. Lineage: Eukaryota; Viridiplantae; Streptophyta; Magnoliopsida; Rosales; Rosaceae. Gene Ontology annotation, biological process: regulation of asymmetric cell division. The record is from RefSeq and is a predicted model, not a curated record.